UCGAGUAAGUUUCACAAUUUCGUUGAAUCUUGUUUAAUAAAAGAUUAUACUCAACGCCACAACACUGAACAAUUACUCAAACAUCCAUUCAUACGUGAUCAACCUACAGAACGACAAGUUCGAAUUCAACUUAAAGAUCAUAUUGAUAGACAUAAGAAGAAUAAAAAGAGUAAGUUUUAUAUUUUUUAG
Molecule: messenger RNA, 189 nt
Organism: Lottia gigantea (owl limpet)
Lineage: Eukaryota; Metazoa; Mollusca; Gastropoda; Lottiidae
Exons: 1
Source: RefSeq, a predicted model, not a curated record